AAGCAACCAGACUCUGUUUCUGUAUCAUGGCGGAAAUGAGUUUGGCCAAAAAGACUUCUUCCUACGUUUCACUGAAACGCCCAACAUCCAGUUCUAAGGCUGAGAAGUCAAAGAUGGAUCAAAUAAAACCAAAGGUAAAAUCUGCAUCUGCUUUCAAAAAGAUCGACUCAGACAAUCUGUUUGCAAAAGAAGAAGAAUACAAAAUUAUGAAUGCAGAGCUUGAAGCCAAAACAGCAGAGAUAGUAAAAGAGGCCGAAAAACUUCUGAGAGAACAGAAUGAAGCUCUGUCAAAGCCCAUGUCAACACUGCUGCUCAGUGAGUUUGGAGAUGAAGGCGAUUCAAGGACAAUAAAGUCUGACCAGUGCAUAGGGCGAGGGCCUGCCUUAAAGAUGAUGACUAAGAAAAGGAUAACAUCCCCAUCACGGAACAUGUGUCCCAGAACACUGAGAAAAGAGACUCAUUGUGAACCUCAAAGCACAAAGGUUCUUGGGGCAGAGGAGCUGGCGGCUGUAGACGACUCCACAGAUUUGUUUGUGGCAAAGACGAUUCGUGACAUUGAGGAGAAGAUGAACAGCUGCGACACCCAGGAAAACACUGUUGAUGACCAAGAUCUGUCCAACGAAGCAGAGAACGUAGGAUCAGGCGUCGCAAGUGCUCAGAUCCGGGUCCUUAGGGCAAAAGUGCGAAUAUUGCAGGAAGAACUGGAUCAGCUGUCGGGUGAAUUUUAUAAAAAGGAUGAUGAAAACGCCAAACUCCUGGGGAAAGUUAAGGAGCUGGAGGAGGACAGAGCCAGGUUGAAGAAGACCACCAACAUUCAGCAAACACAGAUUGAGAAGCACAGAGCUUUAGCCGAGGCCUCGACUAAAAAAUGUGAAGGUCUUCAGCUGCAGGUGUCUGCUUUAAAUAAGGAAGUAGAAAACCUGAAUCGAUCAAACAAACAAGCAGCUGCCGCUCACAGUGCUGUGGAGGUUCGUCUGAACAGAGCUCUAGAGGAGGUGGCGAAAACAAAGACCCAACUCAGCAAGAUGAAGCAGAUGAAUAAGGACAAGGAGAGCGAGGAACACCGGAGUAAGGAACAUUUACUGGCUGAAAACAGAAUGUUGAAAAAACAGAAAGCAGAACUGAUUGUUGGAUUCAAGAAACAGCUCAAGCUCAUCGACAUCCUUAAGAGACAAAAGAUGCAUUUUGAGGCUGCAAAGCUGCUGUCCUUCACAGAAGAAGAGUUCAUGAAAGCUCUGGACUGGGGAAGGUCAUGAAGAUUCAACACUUCAUUAAAUGUGUCCAGUUUUUGGUGCUGAAUUCUGUGUGUUGUAGAAUGUAGGGAUGUCAUUUUCUUCUUUCACUUUGUGAAUUUGCAAAAUGAUAUCCAAAUGUCAUAUAACACUGUUCCUGUCCACAGGUUAUGGGGCAGCACGCCACCUAAUGGUUAUAGAAUUUGAAAAUGGAGUAUUGCUGUGUUUUUAUGUUUCAACAACAAAAAUCUCGCUCUUUUAGCUCACAACCACAGCUUUCUUAUCAGUAUUUGAGAUCUGUGAUUAUGAAGAGACUGUGCUGGAAACUGUGACUGAUUCGAAGGAUAAACCUUACAAUUUAACUUGACAUUGUAUUUUCAACUCAUUCUCAGCUUUCUUUUUCUCAGAGUGUAUUCUGAUAAAUCAUAUUUCCUCAGAACUACA
This is a messenger RNA of Cynoglossus semilaevis (tongue sole), 1676 nucleotides long. It is a transcript of the gene tex9, whose product is annotated as testis expressed 9. The record is from RefSeq and is a predicted model, not a curated record. Lineage: Eukaryota; Metazoa; Chordata; Actinopteri; Pleuronectiformes; Cynoglossidae. The transcript has 12 exons. The coding region runs from base 27 to 1256 and encodes 409 amino acids.